Molecule: messenger RNA, 2401 nt
Organism: Triticum urartu
Lineage: Eukaryota; Viridiplantae; Streptophyta; Magnoliopsida; Poales; Poaceae
Product: U-box domain-containing protein 16-like
Biological process (GO): protein ubiquitination
Molecular function (GO): protein binding; ubiquitin-protein transferase activity
Source: RefSeq, a predicted model, not a curated record
GCCCUCCACUUCGUCUCAUCUCCAUUCUCCGUUCUCAUCCAUCGCCGCACUCCAUCGGCAUCCCAUUCAUUCAUUCAUUCAACCCGACGCCAUCCAAAGCCUUCACGCCUCCGUCGCCGCCCUCUGAGUCUGGUUGCCGCAAUGGCCAGCACGGCCGAGCCGUCCUCCUCGCCCUACUCCUCGUCGGCGCCCGACGCGGACAUCCUCCGCUCCCUGCGCCGCCUGGCGCGCGACCUGGCCGCCGCCGACCCGCCGGCGCCGUUCCUCCGGGCCGUCUUCGCGUCCGUGUCCCGCCGGGCGCGCCUCCUCGUCGCCGUGUUUGACGACCUGCUGCUCGCGCUGGGCGCGGGCGCCGGGAUGCCAAGGUCCGCCUCGCUCUGCCUCCGCGAGGUGCUGCUCGUGCUGCAGCGCUUCAAGGCCGUCGUGGCCGACUGCUCCGCGCGCAGCCGCAUGCGCCUGCUGCUCCAGUCCGACGACGUCGCCGCGCGCGUGCGCGAGCUGCAGCACGACCUCGCCACGCUGCUCGAUAUUCUCCCCGUUGGCGAGCUCGGGCUUGCUGACGACGUGGCCGACCUCCUCACGCUCGCGUCGCGCCAGUGCCGGCGCCCCGCGCCCGAGGCCGCGGCCGAGCAGGAGCUCAAGGCCAGCGUGCUGGCGCUCAUACAGGAGGUCGAGCGGGAGAUCGUGCCGGAGAGGGAGCGCCUGGAGGCCAUCCUCGAGGAGGUGGCCAUCAACGACCCCGCCAGCUGCAGCCAGGAGAUCGAGAUCUUGGAGCGCGAGAUCGGCGACCGGCUGGCGGAGCGGUGGACGUCGGCCAUGAUUGCCCUCGUCGGCCUCCUCCGGUACGCCAAGUGCGUCCUCUUCAGCGCUGCCACGCCGCGGCCGCUGGACUCCAAGGUGGACGCUGACGACGAUGACGCCGAGCCUCUGGCGCCGCCGCCGGACUUCCGCUGCCCCAUCUCUCUCGACCUGAUGCGCGACCCCGUCGUGUCCUCCAGUGGCCAGACGUACGACCGCGAGUCCAUUACGCGGUGGUUCGGCGCCGGCAAGUCGACGUGCCCCAAGACCGGCCAGGUGCUGACUAAUCUGGAGCUCGUGCCCAACAAGGCGCUCAAGAACUUGAUCUCGCGGUGGUGCCGGGAGAAUGGCGUCGCCAUGGAAGGCAGCGAGCCUGGCAAGCCCGAGCCGGCGCCACCGGUGGCCGCAAACAAGGCCGCGGUGGAGGCUGCGCGCAUGACCGCGUCGUUUCUGGUGAAGAAGCUCUCGGCCUCGUUCUCCCCUGGUUCGGACAACCGCGUGGUGCACGAGAUCCGUCUGCUCGCCAAGUCCGGCUCCGAGAGCCGCGCGUUCAUCGGAGAGGCCGGCGCCGUGCCGCUCCUCGUGCCGCUGCUCAACUCCGAGGACGCCGCGCUGCAGCUCAACGCCGUGACGGCGCUGCUCAACCUCUCCAUUCUCGAUGCCAACAAGAAGCGCAUCAUGCACACCGACGGCGCGGUGGCGGCCCUCUGCGAAGUGAUGGGCUCCGGCGCGACAUGGCGGGCGAAGGAGAACGCCGCCGCCACCGUGCUCAGCCUGUCCGCCGUCCAUACGUACCGCCGCCGGCUCGGCCGGAACCCACUUGUGAUCGAGAAGGUCGUGCUCCUGGUGCGCACGGGCCCUCCGAGCACCAAGAAGGACGCUCUCGCCGCGCUGCUGUGCCUGUCCGCGGAGAGGGAGAACGUUGGCAAGCUGGUGGGCGCGGGCGCCGCGGAGGCGGCACUGUCGGCGAUCAGCGAGGAGGAGACCGCGGCGGCGGUGCUGGCGUCGCUGGCCAAGCGCGGCGGGGCGGAGGCGAUCGUGAACAUCGACGGCGCCGUGGCGAAGCUGGUGGCCGAGAUGCGGCGCGGCACGGAGUGGUCGCGGGAGUGCGCGGCGGCGGCGCUGGUGCUGCUGUGCCGGCGCGCGGGGGCCGCGGCGGCGUCGCAGGUGCUGGCGAUCAGCGGCGUGGAGUGGGCGAUCUGGGAGCUCAUGGGCAGCGGCUCGGAGCGGGCGCGCCGGAAGGCCGCGUCGCUCGGCAGGACGUGCCGGCGCUGGGCGGCCGCCAACGCGGCGCAGAACGCGGACUGCCCCGCCUCCACCGUCUCGCCGCCGACCGUGGCGGCGUCGUGAACUCAUUCUUAGGAACCGCUGAAAAACACAACCAAAAAAGUAGAUAAUUCUUGUGCUGUACAAAAUUUGGCUUGCUGAAUGCCUUGUAAUUCUAGGCCGUGGUGCGAUUCUUUAGCCCCAGUGGGCAAACACAAACACAGAGUAAUUGAAUCAACUGUGCAUACUACAGAACAUUCGUUGCUUCUUUCGUUCUUCGUUGUCGCUGUGAGAUCUUGUAACACAAAGUGAAAGAAAAUAAUACUAGUUGUACAAA